This is a messenger RNA of Homarus americanus (American lobster), 3749 nucleotides long. RefSeq names its product protein OPI10 homolog. The record is from RefSeq and is a predicted model, not a curated record. Lineage: Eukaryota; Metazoa; Arthropoda; Malacostraca; Decapoda; Nephropidae. Gene Ontology annotation, biological process: protein import into nucleus. Gene Ontology annotation, molecular function: nuclear import signal receptor activity; Hsp70 protein binding. Bases 737 to 1342 code for a protein of 201 amino acids. Gene Ontology annotation, cellular component: nucleus; cytosol. The transcript is spliced from 4 exons.
AAAUCUAAGUGGCCGUUAUUAUAUUAUAUAUGUUAAUUCCAUUAUGAAAUAUCACUCCUAAAGUUUGUCAUGAAUAAUUAUUAUUAUAUAUGUAAAAUGUCAAAACUGCCAAUUAAAACUAUUUCCAUAUUUAUAUUCAGAAACUACUUAUGGCAACAAACAACAUUCGAGAAUAGUAGAAAUAAUUCCUUCUCCAAGCACAAAUAACUGAUAAUGAUAACAAUUAUAUGUGGCUAUUCAAAUUUUUACUAAGCAUAUAAAUAAUUAAAGAUUAUGAGUUAUUCUUAAAAACGGAAUAAUGAACAACAAACAUCAUUCAAUAAUGCACAAAGUAACAUCUCUUGGUGCAUCAUAGUCAAUGUUAAAGAUAUCCACGAACAGUAACCUAUAACAAAAUAAUUACUCAGACUCCAUUAACGAAGAAAAUUUAAACAUAACUUUACUAAAUUUACAUUAUAUUAAUUAGGUAAAUAUAAAGUUAUUAUUGUCUACGGAUUAAAAAUAUAUAACAAAUAACUUAAACUUUCCAUUACAGUACAGUUGUUUUACUUAACAUUGUCCAUCUUGUUUCAGCAGCACGUAGACAAGAGAAGGGAAGCCAACGACCAUUAUUAAACCCUUAUUAACUGUAAAUCUCUCUUGAAUAUAACACAGGACAAUUAGUGGUCACAGGAAUUCUUAUUAUCUUCAAGUAUAUAAAGAAGACAAGUGUGGAGGAAGUUAAAAUACCGCUGUCAUGGCUAACCUAUUUGGUCUUAUUGUUUCUGGACGACUGGUACAGACAAAUUUUGAGCAGGUAGGAGAGACACAGUUCCUGACAGUCAUCCCACAGGCGGACAACAUCAAUCAUGUUGUCGUCUUCCUUACGGGAACACAACCAUUCCCUGAUGGCCUCGGAGGAUCAGUGUACUUCAGUUGGCCUGAACCUACUAAGCCUCCCACCUGGCACCUCUUGGGCAAUAUCACAAAUGAAAAACCAUCAGCUAUUUUCAAAAUCUCUGGACUGAAGCAGUCAGGUGAUGAAGGCCCACAAACAGGCUUCUCAUUUGGUGAACAAAAAAUGUCUCACAAUGCACAAAUUGGAAUAUCAGUGGAGCCAUUAACACAGAUUCAGGGGCAGGUGGCUAACCCCUCAACAGAAGCAUCCACUCUCAACUCCUAUGUGGCAUUCAGUCAAGCCAUGUGUGAGAACCUCUACAACUAUGCCUCCAGCUUUGCUCAGAGUCCAGCACAGAUUACCCCCAACCCCUCGGAGCAGUACCUCCCCCUCUCCAUCCUCUCUAAGUGGUAUGAAAAUUUCAGUCGUAGAUUACAUCAGAACCCAAAUUUCUGGAAGAAGUAAAGGUAUGGCAGACUUUUAUAUACUGUAAUAUAAAUGUAUUUAAAUUGUCAAAAUCAGAUAGAUUUAAUUUUUAUUAAAGAAAAAAAAAUUAAAUGAGGUUCAAUUUGUUACAAAAAAUGUAAUUUGACCUCUAAAAAGAAUUUAUACUGUACAGGUAUAUAGUCAAUGGGAAAAUGAUGCAUAGCAUGAACCUUGUUAUACUGAACAAACGAGUUUCCUAAGAAUACUGUAUAGUUAUUGUAGGUGUAACUAACAUGAACUGUGUCAACCAUGUCACCUGUACACUCCUCUGGCACCACUCUCUUUGUUAUUGUCUCUCUUGAUUCCAAUGAUCCAACCAACAUAAAGAGUGAAGAAAGGUCAAGACAAUCCGCACAAAAAUUAAAUACAUAUUAGGAUAUAUAUCACUAAAGCAGGACCUCAAUUAUCAGAAAGUUUAAUAACAAAAAAUCACACAAUAUCCCGAGAGAAAAAAAUCACAUAAUCUCUCCUCUCCUCUAUUACCUGAUAAUUCAUCCAUCAUCUAAAUGUGUCACUGUACUUUUAGAACCAGUCACUAUAAACAAUGGCAGCACAGUCUGUAGUGUCCCUCGCUUAUUAUCGUUUACAACUUGCUAAGCAGUCUAUUGGUUUUGUUUAUUUGUUUCCUAAUAAAUGUCUGAAUACUGGCUGAUUGAAGGUGUUCCUCUACAUCUGCUGGCCAUUGCAUUUACAAUUUUAACCAUCUGUGUCCUGUGCACCUGAGUCAACUGUCUCACCAACUGAUGCUUUGCCUUUGUGUAUUGCAGUUGACAUUUUAUUCACCUUCAUAUUUUUUGGGGGGCAAUUUUUAUUAUGAGAUGAGACACAAAGUUUAUUUUUAAUACGUAAGCACGAAUAUUAUCUUAUUUUUUCCAACAGUUGAUAUACAGUACAUAACAUUAAAUGAGGAUCUAACAUGUAUAUGGUGUUGGCUAUGUUGGGAAUGGUGAGAGAGGGAAUCACACUUGAGGGAGAGAGAAAUUAAUGUACUGCGAUCUCCCUCCCACCUCACACACUUCGUCCACUCGUCGUUUAAUAAAGUUUGAGUGAUCGGGGAUUCAUUGUACUGUACAGGGUAUUGUAUUCAUCAUUAUUUCCAGUAUAAAGCUACCAGAUAUUAAGAUAAGCAUUGGAAUAUAAAUCUAUGCAGUAUUUAAUAACCUGAUUGUUUUGUUCGUCCUAGAGGCACAUGUGUUCGCCCUCACCACUUUGCUUAGUCUGGUCAUUCUCCGGUGUUUCAUCUUUCGGGAUAAAUACCGGAUAAUCCUCGGUCUGUGUUUACAAUGUUCCAGAUGUGUAAAUGGUUAAUAAUUCAACAUGUUACUGUUUUAAACAUUAUUGGAGGUAGAGAUUAUGUGAUGUUUAUUACCCAAAAACCUACCAUUGUUCUGCCCCCAUUACAGAUAAGAGGUCCUGCUAUAUUAGGGAUAUCAAUGUAAAAAUAGGAAAUUGUAAAGAAAUAUCUACAAUUUCUCAAAUAUACGACAAAAUUAUAAUUGAAAAAGAAUUGAUUGAGAACCAUAAUUAUACCAUGAAAUAAUUAUAUACAUUACUGUUCAUUAUAUAUUAAUAUAACUAUAUAUUGUUAUAAUGUUAUUACAGUACAGCAUUUCAUGUGUUAAGUAUCAGAUUUUUAUGAGGUGGAAAUUAAGUGGGAGAGUACAGGGCCAUUUUUUUUAUCCGAGAAUCCUAAAUGAUUAUUACUGUAUAUAGCAGAACGUGCAAUAAACAGCAACCUAAAAAAUCAAUGCAGAGAGUGUUUAUUUUCUUCACUAUGAUAGACUAGUGGUUGUGUCCACGAGAACUUUUGUUACUGUAUAGAAGUCAUUUGUUAUGUGGACAGAAUCAUGGGAAUAACCCUUCAAACUUUUAUGGUAGAGGGAUGAAAAGGUUAAGUUUGUCUCUUGCGUUGUAAAGGUCAGUACGGUUUACGAGUUUUCUGGAAUGGGACUCGGACGUAAAUACUGUAUAGGGAAAGUAUACUGUACGUUGUUUGACUUUACGGUGGCCUCUGUAUAAAAUGCCAACUGUAUGUCUGGUGUGUAUUAAUUAUAUCAAAUGUUCAGUAUGUCUAGCAUUUAAUUUUAUAGUAAAGGGAAAUAUUCUUAAUGUUUACGUUUAGUUUUUCCAUUGUUUUCUUUAGUUUAAAUGCUGUACUUAUAAAGAGAGUGGCACUAGCAAUAUGAUCUCAGUUGUUGCAAGAUGUGGUGUUAAGAAUCUUCCAUGACACAUAUGAUUCAUUCCUUAAUUAUGUUUGAGGCUUUUGUAGUACAGCUCCUCCCCGACUUACGACUUGGUUAGGGACCCAAAUCCAGGUCGUAAGUCGAAAAUGCUUAAAUAAUACAUAGAAAAUCUAAAAUGGGUAUCUCUUUUUCUUCUCAGCACC